AUGGUGAAAGUUGGAAAUUUACUUAAUGUGGAUGGACAGCAGGUUACUGUCAUUGAUACUCCAGGUCUGUUUGACACCAGAUUUGGAGAAGAUAAAACAACCAAAGAUCUGAGUCAAUGCAUCUGUUACGCUGCUCCUGGACCCCACAUCUUCCUGGUGGUCGUUGCAAUCGGCAGAUUCACAGAAGAAGAAAAACAAUCAGUGCAAAAGAUUCAAGAAAUCUUUGGAGAGGCAGCAAACAGAUACAGCAUGGUUCUGUUUACCCGUGGAGACGACCUUGAAGACACCACCAUUGAAGAUUAUUUGUCUAAAAGCCCAGAGCUGCAGGAUCUGGUGUCCAGAUGUAACAACCAGUAUCAUGUCUUCAACAACAAGCUGAAAGAUAAGAAACCUCAGGUCACUGAGCUGCUGGAGAAGAUCAGAACCAUUGUUGACAGGAAUGGAGGAAGUCACUACACCAAUGAGAUGUUCCAAGAGGCUGAGAGGAAAAUCGAAGAAAAGAAACAACGAAUCCUGAAGGAGAAAGAAGAAGAAAUACGUAAAGCGAAAGAAGAACUGCAAAGGAAAAUAGAAGAACAAUAUGAGAAAAAGAUGCAAGAAAUGCAGAAAGAAUUAAAGGGUCAACUAGAGGAGAUCGAAAUCAUGAAAAAGAAACUAAUGGAAGAGCAGGAGAGACAAAUUCAAAAGGAAAAAUCUAACCUGCAGACCAUAUAUGACAAAGAAGCCAGACAUAAAGCUGUAGGCUUUAAUCCUCUCUAUCAUGUGGUAAAAGCUGUGGAGCACGUUGUCCAGGCAUGUGAAAUUAUGUGAGGUUAGCUGUUGUCACGUAGGAGCUGCUACAGAGAAUAAAGCAGAACUAAUAAGCAUUUUUUCUCUCUUUUUUUAUUGUCUUGAUUUUUAAGGUAAAGCUCCAGGUAGUGAUGUAAUUCAGCUGCGACCUCUGCAUCUCACACUAUUUUAAAUAUAUUUCUCCUGAUGUUUAGAUGCUUAAUGUAAGAUGCUAAAAUUGUUUGCAUGUGAAUUUUAGCCAUUACUUUUGUCAAUAAACACGGUUUCAUUAGAGG
This is a messenger RNA of Poecilia latipinna (sailfin molly), 1064 nucleotides long. Its product is annotated as GTPase IMAP family member 4-like. The record is from RefSeq and is a predicted model, not a curated record. Gene Ontology annotation, molecular function: GTP binding. The transcript is spliced from 2 exons. NCBI's taxonomy places the organism in Eukaryota, Metazoa, Chordata, Actinopteri, Cyprinodontiformes, Poeciliidae. The coding region runs from base 1 to 810 and encodes 269 amino acids.